Hevea brasiliensis (rubber tree) is the source of this 1060-nucleotide messenger RNA. RefSeq names its product nudix hydrolase 18, mitochondrial. Gene Ontology annotation, molecular function: pyrophosphatase activity. Lineage: Eukaryota; Viridiplantae; Streptophyta; Magnoliopsida; Malpighiales; Euphorbiaceae. The transcript has 5 exons. Gene Ontology annotation, cellular component: nucleus; cytoplasm. The record is from RefSeq and is a predicted model, not a curated record. Bases 213 to 791 code for a protein of 192 amino acids.
CCCCAUUAUUAAUAGGAGCAGCCCAGCUGUCAUUUUUAGCUCUGCAUAACCACUAACAGAAAAUCCUCACAACUUUUUAAACCAUUAAAGAUCAAGAUUUUCCCUUAUCAUUUCCUCAUCAUUAAUUUUGCUUCCUUUCUUUCUUGAUUCCCUAGAAUCCUAUUUCUUGUCUCUGUUUUUUCUGUUUCCAAUUCUAAAAGAUAUAGAAAAAAAUGGUGGCUUUGGUUUCCCAAGAAAAUUUUCCAGCUCUGGUUUCUCGCACUGGUAGACAUUUGCAGCGCUAUACUAAAGCUGGUCGUCGUCAAGUUGUGGGCUGUAUACCAUAUAAAUACAAAAGUAAUAAACAAGACUUCUUGGACAUUGAAGAAGUGUUAGAAGUUCUUGUCAUCAGUUCCCAGAAAGGAAAAGGAAUGUUGUUUCCUAAGGGAGGUUGGGAAUUAGAUGAAACAAUAAUGGAGGCAGCUUCAAGAGAGACACUAGAGGAAGCUGGAGUGCUAGGCAUUGUUGAGUGUGCAUUAGGUGAAUGGAGUUUCAAGAGCAAAACACAUGACACCUAUUAUGAAGGCUACAUGUUCCCUCUACUUGUUCAGGAGGAAUUAGAUUUCUGGCCUGAGAAAAACCUUCGUGAAAGAAAAUGGAUGAGUGUGGCAGAUGCAAAGGAAUGCUGUCAACAUUGGUGGAUGAAGGAAGCCUUAGACAGAUUAGUUAAUCGACUCAGGUCUCAGAAACAACUUGAAGAGGAAGAAUUAGCAUCUUGUAUUUUAAGCUUUCAGAGCAAAUCCAACUUGUAAAUAGGCAGAAUUGUUGAUGAACACAGCCAUAGGUGGCUUUUAGAAUUUAGACCAGGCGAAGUGCAAAGGCUAGUGGGAAUUGAAAUGAACAAGAAAGGGUCUCUUUGAUUUUCAUGCUAUCCCUUUCUUAGAAUUUCAAUUAUAAAUUCUUGUUAGGUAUAUCUUAGUGGGAACGCCGGAAAAAAAAAAAGGAUCAAGAUAACAUUUGUACAACAUGGUUUCUAAAUGCAAAGAAUUUUGGAAGGGAAAAUUCAACUUUGUUUGAUAAA